AUGCGAAGACAACAGGCUGAAGUUAGCAAAGGAAUGAGAGGCCUAGUGUAUGCUGUCGAUGACACGAUUUCUCAUAAUAACGCUGGCACGCAUGCAGAGAAAAUGGAAUGCACCCAGGCAGACAUGGAGGCUGCUGCCGCUGUAGAUGUCGGAACAGCCAUACCAAAGAGCCUGAUGCCCACAGGAAGGAGAUUGGUGUAUAGUGAAACUGCGAAUGGAGGAGAUGUCCAUGAUGGUUCUAACAUCAACACUGACAACGAUAUUUCCCGCGCUAUUAAUGAUGACACCAAGGAGACUUGCAUCGCGCUCGCCCUCGUUGAAAAACUGAAGGCACAGCAAUGGUGA
Messenger RNA from Penicillium crustosum, 345 nucleotides. RefSeq lists its product as uncharacterized. The transcript is spliced from 2 exons. Bases 1 to 345 code for a protein of 114 amino acids. The record is from RefSeq and is a predicted model, not a curated record. Lineage: Eukaryota; Fungi; Ascomycota; Eurotiomycetes; Eurotiales; Aspergillaceae.